AGAUUUGUUAUAUAUUCAUCUGGUCAUACCAGGGCCAGCAGAAGAGUGGGUGGCCCUCUGUCAUGGAAACUUAUUCACUUCCCACCACAGCUCUCUUUCUGACAAAUGUGAUAUUGAUUUAUUCGCUCUUGGUCUCAGCCAAUCGGCAAAAUCUGAAAGAGAGCUUGGAUCCGUCUCUGCUUCCUCCAAACUUUCUCUUUGGGACUGCCUCUUCUUCUUAUCAGUAUGAAGGUGCUUAUUUAGAGGAUGGUAAAGGGUUGAGCAAUUGGGAUGUUUUUAGCCACAAACCAGGAACAGUAAGUGAUGGAAGCAAUGCGGAUGUUGCCUUGGAUCAAUACCAUCGUUAUCAUGAAGACAUUGAAUUAAUGGAAACCCUUGGAGUAAACAGCUACAGGUUCUCAAUUUCAUGGGCACGGAUUUUACCCAAAGGGCGAUUUGGAGAUGUCAAUGUGGCUGGGAUUAGCUUCUAUAACAGGCUUAUAGAUGCUCUUCUACAUAGAGGGAUUGAACCAUUUGUAACAUUAUCUCACUUUGUUAUUCCUCAAGAACUAGAGGAUAGAUAUGGAGGUUGGCUAAGUCCCAAUUCACAGGAAGAUUUCGCAUAUUUUGCAGACAUAUGUUUUAGGUCGUUUGGAGACAGGGUUAAGUACUGGGUUACCUUCAAUGAGCCUAACCUGCAAGCUUCAAUGGCUUAUCGUCUAGGAAUACAUCCACCGGCUCGCUGCUCACGCCCAUUCGGGAAUUGUACUGCUGGGGAUUCAGAGAAGGAACCCUUUGUAGCUGCACAUAAUAUGAUCCUAUCUCAUGCAGCUGCUGUAGAUAAUUACAGAUCCAAUUAUCAGAGGGCACAAGGAGGCAGCAUUGGGAUUGUUUUAUAUAGCUCAUGGUUUGAGCCCAUCAGUAACUCUACAGCAGAUAAGUUAGCCGCCGAAAGAGCUCAAUCCUUUUGGUUAAAAUGGAUCUUGGACCCAAUUAUAUAUGGUCGAUAUCCGCCAGAGAUGAGAAAAGUUCUAGGAUCUAUUUUGCCAGAAUUUUCAGGCACUGACAAGCAAAAACUGAAGCAAGGAUUAGAUUUUAUCGGCGUCAAUCAUUACAGUAGUUACUUUGUCCAAGAUUGCAUCUUUUCUUCUUGUGAACAUGGACCAGGAACCUCGAAAACAGAAGGUUCUUAUAGACAAACCUCAGAGAAAAAUGGAGUACCAAUUGGGAAACCUACUACCAUCUGGUGGCUAAAUGAUUAUCCAGAAGGAAUGCAAAGGAUUGUCACCUACGUCAAAGAGGCAUACAACAAUAUACCCAUCUUCAUUACGGAAAAUGGGUAUGGUGAAGUGACUAAUCACAAUUUGAAAAUUGGCGAAUAUCUGAAUGAUGUCAAGAGAGUGGAAUAUAUGGCUGCGUACUUAGAUGCCCUCUUGUCAACGGUAAGAGAUGGAGCAGAUGUGAGGGGGUAUUUCUACUGGACCUUGCUUGAUGACUUCGAAUGGACAGAUGGUUAUACAGAAAGGUUCGGACUUCACUAUAUUGAUUACAGCACACUGAAAAGAACACCAAAGUUAUCAGCAACUUGGUACAAAGAGUACAUAGCAAAGCAUAAGGUGCUAAAGGUCCAAAUGCCAGAACCUGAUAGACAACAUUAUGAAUAUUAUUGCAGAUUUGUUAUAUAUUCAUCUGGUCAAUACCACGGCCAGCAGAAGAGUGGGUGCCCCUCUGCCAUGGCAACGUAUUCACUUCACACAGCUCUCUUUCUAACAAAUGUGAUAUUGAUUUCUUCGCUCUGCGUCUCAGCCAAUCGGCAAAAUCUGAAAGAGAGCUUGGAUCCAUCUCUGCUUCCUCCAAACUUUCUCUUUGGGACUGCCUCCUCUUCUUAUCAGUAUGAAGGUGCUUAUUUAGAGGAUGGCAAAGGGUUGAGCAAUUGGGAUGUUUUUAGCCACAAACCAGGUACAGUAAUUGAUGGAAGCAAUGGGGAUGUUGCUUUGGAUCAAUACCAUCGUUAUCAUGAAGACAUUGAAUUAAUGGAAACCCUUGGAGUAAACAGCUACAGGUUCUCAAUUUCAUGGGCACGGAUUUUACCCAAAGGGCGAUUUGGAGAUGUCAAUGUGGCUGGGAUUAGCUUCUAUAACAGGCUUAUAGAUGCUCUUCUACAUAAAGGGAUUGAACCAUUUGUAACAUUAACUCACUUUGAUAUUCCUCAAGAACUAGAGGACAGAUAUGAAGGUUGGCUAAGUCCCAAUUCACAGGAAGAUUUCGCAUAUUUUGCAGACAUAUGUUUUAGGUCAUUUGGAGACAGGGUGAAGUACUGGGUUACUUUCAAUGAGCCUAACCUGCUAGCUUCAAUGGCUUAUCGACGAGGAAAACUUCCACCAGCUCGUUGCUCACGCCCAUUCGGGAAUUGUACUGCUGGGGAUUCAGAGAAGGAACCCUUUGUAGCAGCACAUAAUAUGAUCCUAUCUCAUGCAGCUGCUGUAGAUAAUUACAGAUCCAAUUACCAGAGGGCACAGGGAGGCAGCAUUGGGAUUGUGGUACAUAGCUCAUGGUUUGAGCCCAUCAGUAACUCUACAGCAGACAAGUUAGCCGCUGAAAGAGCUCAAUCCUUUUGGUUAAAAUGGAUCUUGGACCCAAUUAUAUAUGGUCAAUAUCCGCCAGAGAUGACAGAAGUUCUAGGAUCUAUUUUGCCAGGAUUUUCUGGCACUGACAUGCAAAAAUUGAAGCAAGGAUUAGAUUUUAUAGGCAUCAAUCAUUACAGUAGUUACUUUGUCCAAGAUUGCAUCUUUUCUUCUUGUGAACAUGAAGAAGGAACCUCUAAAACAGAAGGUUCUUAUAGACAAACUUCAGAGAAAAAUGGAGUACCAAUUGGGGAACCUACUACCAUCUGGUGGCUAAAUGAUUAUCCAGAAGGAAUGCAAAGGAUUGUCACCUACGUCAAAGAGGCAUACAACAAUAUACCCAUCUUCAUUACAGAAAAUGGGUAUGGUGAAAAGAAUAAUCACAAUUUGAAGAUUGACGAAUAUCUGAAUGAUGUCAAGAGAGUGGAAUAUAUGGCUGACUACUUAGAUGCCCUCUUGUCAGCAGUAAGAGAUGGAGCAGAUGUGAGGGGGUAUUUCUACUGGACCUUGCUUGAUGACUUCGAAUGGAUAGAUGGUUAUACAGAAAGGUUCGGACUUCACUAUAUUGAUUACAGCACACUGAAAAGAACACCAAAGUUAUCAGCAACUUGGUACAAAGACUACAUAACAAAAUAUAAGCUGCUAAAGGUCCAAAUGCCAGAACCUGAUAGACAACAUUACGAAUAUUAGCACACUUCUUCUCAUAUAUAUUGUUUCUUAUCUUUUUGAGGUCAAUAUUGAACCAGAUACAAGGCAUGGUAAUUGCCCUCUACUUCUGGUAUUAUACUGGCUACUGCUUCGCAAGAUGUUUCCAACAUUAUAUUUCCCGUUCAAAACACGCCCAUGAUUACUAACAAGGCAUGGUAAUUGCACUCUA
This is a messenger RNA of Tripterygium wilfordii, 3480 nucleotides long. RefSeq lists its product as uncharacterized. The coding region runs from base 63 to 3293 and encodes 1076 amino acids. NCBI's taxonomy places the organism in Eukaryota, Viridiplantae, Streptophyta, Magnoliopsida, Celastrales, Celastraceae. The transcript is spliced from 24 exons. Gene Ontology annotation, biological process: carbohydrate metabolic process. Gene Ontology annotation, molecular function: beta-glucosidase activity. The record is from RefSeq and is a predicted model, not a curated record.